GCAUCGAUAUGCUCACUAGGAUGAGACCCAGUUGUGCUAAGUGCUGAACCCAUAUGAACCCAUACGAAAACAUGGUCCUUCCCUCAAAGAAUUUACAAUCUAAUAUCUGUCCUCCUAUGGAGUCUCAAAUAAUUUUUAUUGCCUGUCUCUGGACUUCUUCUAUUUCUCAUGUCUUUUUUGAGAUGAGGUGAUUGGAACUGAACACUGUAUUCAAGUUAAUAAAUAAGAACAGCAAUGGCAGAUAUAAAAGAUGGACUGCAAUCAGCUCAUGAUGAGGCAGAUGCAAAAUCUCUCUUUGGUUCCCAAGGAAAGAGCCUGCCUGUUAGCAAAUCCAUGGACUCUGGAAUACAGCCAGAUGAGAGUUACAAAAUGGAUUAUCCAGAAAUUGGGAUAUGUAUAAUAAUAAAUAAUAAGAACUUCCUGCCAGUCACUGGAAUGUCAUUCCGAUCUGGUACUGAUGCAGAUGCUGCACACAUCAGAGAUACUUUUAUGACUUUGGGAUAUAAAGUCAACCUUCACAAUGAUCGUACAGGGAAGCAAAUGUUUGACAUCUUGCAAAAUGUUGCUAAAGAUGAUCACAGCAAUCGAAGUAGUUUUGUUUGUGUGUUGUUAAGUCAUGGUGAAGAUGGAUUAAUCUAUGGUACAGAUGGUCCUCUUGAAUUGAAAAUAUUAACAGGCCUGUUCAGAGGAGACAGAUGUAAGAGUCUUGUGGGAAAGCCAAAACUUUUCUUCUUUCAGGCUUGUAGAGGGACAGAAUUAGAUUCUGGUGUUGAGACAGACAGUAGCUCAGAGGAAAAUACAUGUCAGAAAAUGCCUGUAGAAGCAGACUUCCUAUAUGCAUAUUCUACUGUUCCAGGCUAUUACUCCUGGAGAAACUCAUCAGAAGGCUCCUGGUUUAUUCAGUCGCUUUGUUUGAUGCUGAAACAACAUGCAAAGAAACUUGAGCUUAUGCAGAUACUAACACGUGUAAAUCGCAAGGUGGCAGAAUUUCGUUCGUAUUCAAACCAACCAGGUUUUCAUGGAAAGAAGCAGAUUCCAUGUAUUGUGUCCAUGCUCACCAAAGAACUGUACUUCGCUCACUAAAGAACUUCACCUUGUAACUUAUAUUUCUCUCACUAAAUAAUUUCACACAUUUGUAUUUGUAAUGUAUGCACAAACUGUGAGAAAACAAAACUAGCAUCGAAUACCACUUACAAAUCUGAAUUAGUGUUCACUACUCUAUGUAGGGAAUAUAGAUGAGACUUUAAGACUCUACUCAGAGUCCAUUAUUAGAGCAGUAGAAUAUGGUGUUACUCUCUCAGAAACUCGGGUUCGGGUAACUAAAUACGGACAAACUUGAAAGUAAUUUCAGAGUAUUACUACUAAUCUAUAUUACCUACUUUUUGGAAAAAUGGAAGGAAGAGACGGGUUGAAUCUCUUAUUGGUUCUAGUAUGACAUUACAUUUCAUUCUGGCUGGAGGAAGAGAGAAAAAAUUAGUAUAUUCUAAAUAGUUUCUCUUUCCAUUUUUGACAUAAUUAGGGAACAGAUUCAGAAUAUGGCAUAUACCAGUGCCAUUUUAUUAUUUUUGGUAAUAAUGUAUUAGUGUCACUACAAAUGAGUGGGUUUUAAAAGUACUGCAGAGAAAUGUGUAAACUGUAGAAGCAGGUUAUUACAUUAUACAAUGAUGUAGCUUAUUCAGAGUUUAAAACAAUUUUUUGUCCUACACUCUGGCUUCUAUAACUUUCUAUCAAAUAUGAAAAAGUUAUAAGAGACUUAGCUUGUCAGUGCUUACUAUCCACUUAAAAAUACAAUUCAUACAAUUGAUUUUGGGAGCUGAGAAACUAAGGGACCUGUCUUGCAAAAUGCUCUUUGCAUUCCACUCUCAACUCUCUGGGAUAUGAGGGUUCUCGACAUCUCUCACAGCCACUUUGGUCUCGAUCCUGUAAGGCAGCAAAUGGACCUGCAUUUCUGAAUGGUAAAUUUUCCUUUUUCUGCCAUAUUUGAUAGGAUUUUUUGUUUUGCUUUGCAUAUAUAUACACCACAUUUCAUCUGUCUCAUAAAGUAGAUUUGUAAUGUUGGAGAAAAGUCAGUGGUUUUUGUCUAGUAUCAAAUUAGAUAAUUAACUUUAAAGGUUUGUAAAACAGACAUAUUGACUAAAAUAUGACACAGUAAAUUACUUCUUAUUUUGCAUUUUAUGACAGUAAACUACACUAAUAUUGGAGUACAGGCAAUUAAAAACAAGUGAAGUAGAUUUUUUUUAUAGUUAAUCAUAAAAUAAUAAUUUUUUAUCUUCAUUGAUUCAGACUGUGACAAUCUACACCUUUUGGUUAAUGUAAAAGAAAACUCAGAAUUGUAAUGGCUGCAUUGAACGCUUGCAGAUAAGGCUUUUAAAACUUUUUAAAAAAUAAGUAGCAUAACUAAUGGUAGCAACUAGACCUAGUCAUUUCAAUAAGGAGUCUUUGGAACUUUUUUACUUAUUAAAUUAAAUAUUGCCUAAGUUAAA
This is a messenger RNA of Dermochelys coriacea (leatherback sea turtle), 2483 nucleotides long. It is a transcript of the gene CASP3, whose product is annotated as caspase 3. The transcript is spliced from 7 exons. Gene Ontology annotation, biological process: neuron differentiation; positive regulation of apoptotic process; proteolysis. Bases 235 to 1083 code for a protein of 282 amino acids. The record is from RefSeq and is a predicted model, not a curated record. Lineage: Eukaryota; Metazoa; Chordata; Testudines; Dermochelyidae. Gene Ontology annotation, cellular component: cytoplasm.